This is a messenger RNA of Falco peregrinus (peregrine falcon), 2289 nucleotides long. RefSeq names its product MLLT11 transcription factor 7 cofactor (gene MLLT11). Bases 369 to 638 code for a protein of 89 amino acids. Gene Ontology annotation, cellular component: nucleoplasm; cytosol. Gene Ontology annotation, biological process: positive regulation of mitochondrial depolarization; positive regulation of release of cytochrome c from mitochondria; positive regulation of DNA-templated transcription. The transcript has 3 exons. NCBI's taxonomy places the organism in Eukaryota, Metazoa, Chordata, Aves, Falconiformes, Falconidae. The record is from RefSeq and is a predicted model, not a curated record.
GUUUUUUUUUUUUUGCAUCAAACCUCCCUGUGCUUGACUUGCAAAGUGCCCUCCUUCAGCCCGAGGUUUGGGGGUAUCGCAGCACCCCAUUUCUUGGCAUGCAGGUAAAAAGAAACAUUUGCCAGCUCCUUGGAGGCUGAAAUCAGUCCGUUAUUCCCCCAAAUCCUGAGCUGAAGACUUCAGGAGUGAGCCAGGAAUCGCUGCGGAAACGCUCCCAUCCUCUGGGAAUUCAUCGAGCGGCUUCGAGGGGCUGCAUUGCAGACCCAGACGCACCAGCAGACAAAAGCAUCGCUGCGACGCCUGCGGCUUCCCAGCACAAAGAGCCCGGCCGACAUCGAGCUCAUCCAUCCAUCCUCGACAGCCUGAAAAUGCUGGACACCAUCAGCAGCCAGUAUGAUUCCUUCAUCUACUGGAGGAUGCCAAUCCCGCAGCUGGACGUGGCAGAGCUGGAGGGGCUGGGGCUCAGCGACAUGGCCCUCUACAAACCCAAAGGAGGGCUGGGCAAGCUCGUCGGCGAGCAGGAUCAGGUCAGCCAGGACAUCUCCCAAGAAGAGGACACACUGCUGCAGUUCAACAGCUUUAAUUUCUGGAGAGCUCCUAUCGCUAGCAUUAGCUCAUUAGAUUUUGAUCUAAUUUGAAGCCCUCCUUUCUGCUCCUCCUCAUCCCCCCAGCCCUCUCCCUCUCUGCUAGGCAUGCGAGGAUUUGAUUUUGUUGUCAGUUUGGAGGGUUGUUGUUUUUGUUUCUGGGCAGUUUUUGACAUCGCUAAUUAACUCAGCAAUUCACCCCAGCCCUGAUGGUGAUGGACUCCCCACAAAGCUUCAACCUCUCGCCACCACCUCCCUCUUCCCUUCUUGCAGUAGUGCUGGAAACGCCACAACGGUGCAAGCAGGGGGUAACAGCGCAGGGGGCAAACACGAGAGGAGCGGGCAGAAACAGCCACCCUGUUGCCCCAUGUCCACAUGCCAGCAAGCGCGGGAGGUGCUGGGGGAUUUCUGCCACCACCCCACACCCCGUGGCUGUGUGACCGUCAGUGUCCCCAUGCUCUGGGACAAGCGUUUGAGCUCAUUUCUCGUGUGCUUUUUUAAGACACUCAUUUGUGCAAUGGGAGCAGCGCAGGGCUGAUGGGAAUCGUCUUCAUUUUGCAGAAAGCAUCAUCCCUGCUCCUCUCCCAGGGAUGCAGAAACCCUCUGUGCUCCCCUGGCCCAGUUUCUCCAAAAGCUGCUUCACUCCUUAACCUUUCCCUCAGGAAUGCAAGGUGGAAGAGGCAGGGAUGUGCCCAGGACAUGAGCACAAACCUCUUGAAAGAAAUAGUCUCUUUGAGCUUUGUGGCUUGAGCCCAAGCAGGAGAAAUUAUGGACAUGAGGGUACAUACACAUGGAAAUGCUCCUACCUUGUGUGGUGGGGUCAAGGCUGGAUGUUCACUGCCCAAAAUUUGAUUUUUUUCUCCCUUUUUUAUCCCCCACAUGCAACUCCUGACUGAGACAGAGGCCGGGUACAUCAUGCGGUCCAGAUGGGUAACAGGGGCUGAGCUGAAAGAUAGAGAAUUUAGUUUGAUCUUCCCCUGAAAAUAAAUGUUUCUGGUUCCUCACCCAAUUAAUCAAUGCCUUUAGAAGUAACAACAAAAAAAUGCUGCAUUCACUCAAGUGGAAGCCUUGCAUUUUCCUUGCGGAGGUUUUCACCUGUGCUCUCUGCAGGCUGAGAUUUAUUUCUAAGUGUCAUCUCAAAAUGGGGGGAAAACUACUCCUGAAUCAUUUUUGGCUUUUCAACAGUUUUUUUCCCUAAGAUUGUUUCUGGGCGAGUGAACAUGGCUGGUUUAUCUUCUUGAAUGUGCUGGUUUUGGGGUUUGAUUGGGGUGAAGUUAUAUGGAACAUCCCAAAACUGUCCUAAGAACUGGGGGGGAAAUACAUGGCUGGGAUGAGGCUGAGGCAGCACUUAAUAGAUGCCUCCCCCACCCCCCCAAAAAAAAAAAAAAAAAAAAAAGGCAAAUUGUGGAAAUCUGUGCACUCUAUUAUGAAAAGGGAGCGCAGCUCUCCUGUAAUCUCCAGAAACAACCCAGCCUGCUGACUUUGAACCACCCAUGUAAAAAACAGAGGUGAAAAAUGUAAACUUGCCUAUGCAGAGCUGUUUGAUUUCUGUGCUCCCAGCUGGGAAAAUCUGCAGAAGUAUUUAUUAUGAAACUUUAAAUAAAAUGAUUUAAAAACACACACAUUCCUGUGGACACUUAAAAAAAUCAACGUAGACCAGCAUCAAGUUCUUUCCCUCAUUUGCCAUUAAAUUGUUUUAAAUCUU